CUACGACGAUGAACUCUUUCGCGAGCCGCUUUUCAAGGACUGAGGCGGAUAUCGAGGUUCAGAAUGCAAGGAGGCUCGAAGAUGACAGUGCGGACAUCUCCAAUGCCAUGUGGGGCUCACAAGCUGGCUUUGGGAACUUGGUGAACGGAACGCAUUCGUUCGAUGUCCCCUCGGUUGCAGAUCCUGCGGCAUUUUUGAGAUUACACACGGACGACCAUGCCGAUCCCAAUUGCCGAAUCAAGAUCCAGCACGGAACCACAACCCUUGCCUUCCGCUUUCAGGGAGGUGUCAUCGUCGCUGUAGACUCUCGAGCUACUGCGGGAAGCUACGUUGCAUCUGGUACCGUGAAGAAGGUGAUCGAAAUCAACCCCUACUUGCUCGGCACAAUGGCUGGCGGCGCAGCCGAUUGUCAAUAUUGGGAAACAUAUCUCGGUAUCCAAUGUCGCUUGCACGAAUUGAGAAACAGAGAGCGAAUAUCAGUGGCCGCUGCGAGCAAGUACCUCAGCAAUCUUGUAUACAGUUACAAAGGAAUGGGUCUCAGCAUGGGUACCAUGAUUUGCGGUUGGGACAAGACAGGCCCAGCAUUGUUCUAUGUAGACUCAGACGGCACGCGUUUGAAGAGUGAUCUGUUCUCCGUCGGGUCUGGGAGCACAUUUGCGUAUGGUGUGCUUGACCAAGGCUACCGGUGGGACUUGACAGAUGAAGAAGCACAAGAGCUCGGGAGGAGGAGUAUCUAUGCUGCAGGACAUCGCGAUGCCUUCUCAGGCAACAGUUGUAAUUUGUACCAUGUGAAGGAGGAUGGUUGGAAGUUCAUCGGCAAUUAUGACAUCACGAAACUGCACUACGAGGGACCAGGAGAUGAUGUGCCAGGUGCACCAGGCGGCGGAUAUGGGUAUGAAGUCCGCACGGGUGGUCAAACUUCGAUUAUCCCUCUUGCAGUCCCCGCCUAAACGUGUACUGUAUUUUGUACUAUAUACGCCGUCGCGGCCCAUGAACGGCAGGCGUUCGGGGUGCCCCUUCCGUUCCAAAAGACUAGGUGAAUACUAC
Molecule: messenger RNA, 1047 nt
Organism: Heterobasidion irregulare TC 32-1
Lineage: Eukaryota; Fungi; Basidiomycota; Agaricomycetes; Russulales; Bondarzewiaceae
Product: subunit beta type peptidase T1A, 20S proteasome
Exons: 6
Coding region: 9-950 (313 amino acids)
Cellular component (GO): proteasome core complex
Molecular function (GO): threonine-type endopeptidase activity
Source: RefSeq, a predicted model, not a curated record